This is a messenger RNA of Diversispora eburnea, 597 nucleotides long. NCBI's taxonomy places the organism in Eukaryota, Fungi, Glomeromycota, Glomeromycetes, Diversisporales, Diversisporaceae. The record is from the annotation of a GenBank genome assembly.
AUGACUAGUACUACAACGAAUCUUUCACAUCAGAGUCGAAAAGUUGUAACAACCGAUGAAUGGAAUAAGAAGUUAUCAGAUGUCAAAAUUGACAAAGCAGAUCUUAAUAAAUUGAUUAUGAAUUAUUUCGUAAUUGAAGGAUAUAAAGAUGCAGCAGAAACAUUUAGUCAAGAAUGUGGAUUAUCACCAAGUAUUGAUGUUGAUUCAAUACAAGAUCGAAUGUAUAUUCGUAAUGCUAUUCAAAAUGGAAAUGUUGAAGAAGCAAUUGAACGUGUAAAUGAUUUAAAUCCAGAGAUAUUAGAUACGAAUCCCAAAUUAUUUUUCCAUCUUCAACAACAACGAUUGAUUGAAUAUAUUCGACAAGGGAAAAUAGCAGAAGCAUUAGAAUUUGCUCAAGAAGAAUUAGCACCACAAUUUUUGGAAGAAUUAGAACGUACGAUGGCAUUAUUAGCAUUUGAUGAUACGGCGGUAUCACCAGUUGGAGAUUUACUUCAUUCAUCACAACGUCAACGUACAGCCAGUGAAUUAAAUGCAGCUAUUUUAACUUCUCAGAGUCAAGAAAAAGAUCCAAAACUUCCGAGUAUGUUAAAAAUUUGA